This is a messenger RNA of Procambarus clarkii (red swamp crayfish), 1974 nucleotides long. RefSeq names its product protein obstructor-E. The record is from RefSeq and is a predicted model, not a curated record. Gene Ontology annotation, cellular component: extracellular region. Gene Ontology annotation, molecular function: chitin binding. Lineage: Eukaryota; Metazoa; Arthropoda; Malacostraca; Decapoda; Cambaridae.
CUUCACCUAAGAGACGGAGGAUGCGUGUGGAGCAGCACAGUCCGUCUCCGACCCCGCCACCGCCAACAUCCCCGCCAUGAAGCUCCUGCUGUGUCUCCUGGCCUGUGUCGCCGCCGCGUGGGCCCAGUCCUGCCCGCCUGAGGACAUCCACUACUUCCCAGACUCUCAGCAGUGCGACAAGUACGUGGAGUGUAAGGACGGCGUCGCCACCGAGCAGCUAUGUCCCGACGGCCUCCUCUUUAACGACAAGAUCCGCAACGGAGCGUACCCCUGUGGAUACCCCACCGAGGUCGACUGUGGCUCCAGGGGCCGAACCCAGCCACCACAGCCGGCGGAGAACUGCCCGCACCAGUGGGGAUACUUCGGCUCCGGGAACCCCGCCGAGUGUGGCUACUUCUACAACUGCGUCAACGGCGUGGGUUACCAGGUGUCCUGCCCGGCCGGCCUCGCCUUCGCCUCCAGCACCUACCGUUGCGAGUGGCCCGAUGAGUCCUCCGACUGCGACGCUGAAGCUUUCCUUGGAUUCUCCUGCCCCAACAACGUGGCCACCAAUCAGCUGUUACUCAGCGGAUACCCACAGUACCGAUCCCCCCGUGACUGCCGCCAGUUCUUCAUCUGUGUGAAGACCUCCCCAAGGCUUCAGUUCUGCCAGCUUGGACUUGUCUUUAACGAGGAAACCUACACCUGUGAUGAGCCACAGAAUGUCCGUGGAUGUGAGAACUACUACACCCCAGAGGAGCUGGCUCUGUACAGAGAACAGAGGGAACGUCAGCGCCUUGCCGAGGAGAAGAGGCAGGCUGAAUUAGAUGCCCUUAGACAGCAGCUGGCUGAGCGCAGGAGACAAAAGCAGCAGUAAACAGCCAGCUUCAGCUGACUAUGCAACAUUUUAUGAUUAAGAUGAUGCAGUGUUUAUGAAAUAUUAAAAUCGAUUUGCAUAUGUAAUUAAAACGACACAGACAUCACUCACAGGCAAUCAUGUUGCAUUAAAAAUCACAAACUGAGUUGAUACCCAGAAUUGUAUAGCAUCAAUUAAGAAUACCCAGAAUUGUAUACAUUGUCCUUAAUUACAUCAAUUAAGGACAACUAAAGCUCUAAAAAAAUGCAGCUGAUUUUACAGCAUUACCAGUGAUCUCUGUGAUGGUGCAGCACCAUAAUUAAAUUAUAAACAAUUCUACAGCAUUUUGAGCAAAAUCAAUCUUGCAGUGACAGAAGUAGCUGCAAACAUUGUAGCAUUGUAGCACUAUCAAAAGCUCUCUGCAUCCUCGUUAAGGUUACUAUGUAACCAAAAAAAAAAAUCUCAAGAUCACCAGCAUCUUAGUGCCUUAAUAAAGAAAAUAUAUCCAUAAAAAUAUUCAGUCUUCAUUACUGGCCAACAUAGAAUGAAGUACAGUACAGGUACUUACAUAUUAAUAAUUUAUAUCUUGAGAAUUUUUAACAAUACACAAAUUCGAAUACCUAUCUUUAAUACUUAUUUGUAAUAGUCAUUAUAAUCAAUGAAUAAUUUUGUUUUCAUCAUGAAAUUUAUGUAUACAUGUUGUCUGUACACACGAAAGAAUGAACACCAAAACUAAUAUUUAAAACACCGGAAAAAACUCAAGCCAUUAAAACACCAAACACACCGAGGCAACCAGUGCCAUACUUUUCUGUGCGCCAUUUGUACCCCUAUAGCACUCCUCUUAUAUAUAUUCCCUAUACCAUAUAUCUACAUAUAUCCCACCUCACCCUACACUAUACUUUCCUGCCAUUGUCUCCCUUUGUCAUUACUUCUUCCACCUCUUUCUUUUUUGUUUUUUCCUUUUUCUUUUGAUAAUUAUUUACUUACUCUUCCUACUGUUUUAUCUUAUUUCUUCCUUUCUUAUCUCCCGUUCCUCCUGCAGAUUCUCCAUCUCUGAGUCAACCGAAUUUUUGUAUUAUGUACCGUGUAUAUACUUGUAUUGCCAAGUAUUAGCCAAUAAAGGCCUUCUGUAUACUUAA